This is a messenger RNA of Onthophagus taurus, 622 nucleotides long. The record is from RefSeq and is a predicted model, not a curated record. NCBI's taxonomy places the organism in Eukaryota, Metazoa, Arthropoda, Insecta, Coleoptera, Scarabaeidae.
AAGAUUUCGUCUAACAAAACAAAGUUGUUUGUAUGUUCUACGACAAAUACAAGAAAUUAUAGAAUUUCCGUCUAAUAAAAACAACUGUGUGUCUCCAAUGAACCAGUUGCUAACAACCCUUAGAUUUUACGCUUCUGCUAGCCAUUUAACUAUUGUAGCUGAUUUUACCGGGAUGCAUACUUCAACAGCUAGUAGAAUUAUGUCGCGGGUAUCGCUUGCAAUUGCUAUGCUGAGACCGCAAUACAUAAAAAUGCCAAGUAAUACCGAAGAAAUUCUAGCAGUACAAAACCAGUUUUAUGGAAUAGCUGCAUUUCCCAGGAUUAUAGGUGCCAUUGAUUGCACGCACAUAAAAAUUCAGUCUCCUGGUGGCGAAGAUACAGAAGUGUACAGGAACCGAAAAGGCUACUUUUCUUUUAAUGUACAAGUUAUUGUAAAUGCAAAUUUGGAAGCCAUGGAUAUUGUGGCAAGGUGGCCAGGAUCUGUUCACGAUUCAACUAUAUUUAAUAAUAGUCGGAUUAGAGCACGGUUAGAAAACGGAGAUUUCCAAAAUGGCAUAUUAUUAGGCGACAGCGGAUAUCCUCUGCGAGAGUAUUUUCUAACUCCAUUGGCAGAGUGUAAUUGA